Triticum turgidum subsp. durum (durum wheat) is the source of this 525-nucleotide messenger RNA. The record is from the annotation of a GenBank genome assembly. Lineage: Eukaryota; Viridiplantae; Streptophyta; Magnoliopsida; Poales; Poaceae.
AUGGCAUCUUCCAAGAGCAGUCUUGCAAUGUUCGCACUGGCCAUAGUCAUGGCCGUGGUGGCUGACGUCUCGGCGCAGAACACCCCGCAGGACUUCGUCAACCUGCACAACCGCGCCCGCGCCGUGGACGGUGUCGGCCCGGUGGCGUGGGACAACAACGUGGCCAGGUUUGCGCAGGACUGGGCGGCGCAGCGCGCCGGCGAUUGCCGGCUCCAGCACUCCGGCGGGCCGUUCGGCGAGAACAUCUUCUGGGGUUCCGGGCAGUCGUGGACGGCCGCCGACGCGGUGAAGCUGUGGGUGGACGAGAAGCAGAACUACCAUCUUGACAGCAACACCUGCGACGCCGGCAAGGUGUGCGGGCACUACACGCAGGUGGUGUGGCGCAAGUCGACCCGCAUCGGCUGCGCGCGCGUGGUCUGCGCCGGGAACCGGGGCGUCUUCAUCACCUGCAACUACAACCCCCCGGGCAACUUCAACGGCGAGCGCCCGUUCGCGUUCCUCACCCUUGACGCCGAAGCCAAGUAG